GCGAAGACCGCAGGCUAUGGUCUUUCGGAGAAUGUUCGAAUUCACGAUCUUAAAGUCAUAUGAUUCUCAGCAAAUAUAGCAACAAAUAUCUCAAUUUGUAUUUUCCAAAGCCACGAAACGUGCAUUGAGUUUGGAGCGAUAUCUGAAGUGAAGAUUGAAGACGUGAUAGAAGAUGGACGACUACUGCUAUGCUAAGAUGGCGACGUCCGCUAAAAGAGAACAUGAAAGAGAAUCAGCGCCACCAACGGAGAACAAUCUGCAAAGCGAAGAUGAAGACGUCCAGCAGCUGAUCGGUAAUACAGAAGAAGUUUCCCCUCAGUUAGGGGGGAGCUCUACUUUGAAGCAGGAGACUCCACAACCACCCUGCAUUAAAAAGGAAGAGGAGGAACUCUGCAUCACUCAGGAGGGAGAGUGUCUUCUAGGACGAGAGGAAGCUGAUUACACCAAGUUUCCACUGAGUAUUCUCUCUGUGAAGACUGAAGAUGAUGAAGAGAAACCACAAGUAGACAACCUCUUAGCUCCACUAUCAGAUAGUGAGGCUGAAGAUGAGGUUGAAGAAACUUUGAGCAGCGAUACAGACUGUGAAGGUGAUAUGAGGACUCACACUGACAACAAACACUCAGAACGCUCCACAAAGAAGAGAGGUAAAAAAUGUUUCAGCUGCUCAGUUUGUGCUAAAAGCUUUUCUGUAAAUGGCAUGUUGACUCGACACAUGAGAAUGCACACGGGUGAAAAACCAUUCAAGUGUUCAGUUUGUGGCAAAAGCUUUUCUCGAAAUUACCGUUUGACUCGACACAUGAGAACACAUACGGGUAAAAAAACAAUUCAUUGUUCAGUUUGUGGCAAAAUCUUUUCUCGAAAUAACCAUAUGACUCAGCACAUGAGAACACACACAGGUAAAAAAACAAUUAAUUGUUCAGUUUGUGGCAAAAUCUUUUCUCAAAAUUGCCGUUUGACUCAACACAUGAGAACACACACAGGUGAAAACCCAUUUAACUGUUCAAUUUGUGGUAACACAUUUUCUUUAAAGAGCCGUUUGACUCAACACAUGAGAACACAUACAGGUGAAAACCCAUUUAACUGUUCAAUUUGUGGUAAAACCUGUUCUUUAAAGAACCGUUUGAAUAAACACAUGAGAACACACACAGGUGAAAAACCAUUUAGUUGUUCAGUUUGUGGCAAAAGCUUUUCUGUUAACAGCCAAGUGACUAAACACAUGAAAACACACACUGGAGAAAAAACAUUUAGUUGUUCAGUUUGUGGUAAAAGGUUUGCAUAUAAUUCAGCCGCUGUAAAACACAUGAGAACACACAAGGGAAAAUAACCAAUUAGCUGUUUAGUUUGUGGUAUGUUGCUCAUAUGUGGCGACAUCCACCCUACCCAGGACCUCCUCACUGCUUUUUUCACAAAUAUCUGAGGUAUUCACACAAACUUGCAUUAUUUGGAGCAUAAUCUUAUCUAUGGAGUCUUAUCUACUCAUGACCCCAUGAAACCUUUCUGAACAGUAAGAUAGAUGAUGCUUCAAGUGCUUGGUUACUCCUUCUUCAGUCCAGGGACCUGGGGCCUCAUGUGUCAAGUUUGUGCACGUUCAAAAACCUGCACUACACCCUUUUUCACUGCAAAGUUGAGAUGUAUCAAAAGUGACGUUGACGCAUAAGUGAUGCUGGGUGACUGUUUGCAUAACAAACUGCCAACUUUUACUCCUCAGACUGAUUGAUGUGCAAAUCAGAGAUAUAUGAACAAUUAACCCCCAACACCCACAACCCAACCUCCAUCGACAUUCGGCCAUAACAGGUUCAAUCCGGCCCGCGAGAUGAGUUUGCGAAGUGUAAAAUUCAGCUGCAUUUUUUAAUGAAAGAAACCGCUGUUCUAAUUGGAUGUCGCAAUAGCAAUUCUGUUAGGCAAGCAAAUAGUUUAUACCGGGGCGAGCAAGUAUACCAAGCAAGAGGUACACGGUAAAGCGGGGCUGUGACUCCUCCCCCUCCACCCAACGUAAAACAGGAGUAAAAUAAGCAAUCAGUAACCCCACUUAAAAUGCAGCAUGAGACACUGCACACUGAUAUAGUUCUGUGAAAAUGAUUGUCUUCUGUGCAAAUGUAAAGAAAGUGAACAGUGUGUGAUUUACUGCAAUACUGUCAGUCUUUUAACUUUUUAUUUGUGCUUUGUUGAAAUUGUUCACACAUUGCACAGCUUUUAUUUUUCUAUCAAUACACAUUAUGUCUAGAAGACAGGAAGUAACUCAACACUCUUGAAUAGUUUCUACCUCAGUUUGUAUGGUUUGUUGAGUUAGCACAGGAUUAAUAUGUGGAAAUGACAAAUGAGGUAGUUGACACACAGAAUAGCUUUUAUUCAUGCUUUAUUUGAUUUUUUAUUCAUUCCUAGAUGGGCUGUGACGUAAAGGUUAAUCGCUUUGUAGAAACACUGAGAUUAAGUCUAAGUUCAUUGUGUUCUUCAAGGUGUUUUUGAAACCGCACCAUUUUUUUCCUCAGAAUU
Messenger RNA from Entelurus aequoreus (snake pipefish), 2493 nucleotides. RefSeq names its product zinc finger protein OZF-like. Gene Ontology annotation, biological process: regulation of immune system process; regulation of cytokine production; negative regulation of transcription by RNA polymerase II. Lineage: Eukaryota; Metazoa; Chordata; Actinopteri; Syngnathiformes; Syngnathidae. The transcript has 2 exons. The coding region runs from base 173 to 1324 and encodes 383 amino acids. The record is from RefSeq and is a predicted model, not a curated record.